ACUCCAUUUUCCAUUCUACUGUUCCAAUGGCCAAACUUGGUUUCAACCCAAUGCUUGUUCUUGUUGUGUCGGUCGUGACGGUGCUGCUCGGUCUCACCGCCACCGCCGUGCAUGCCCAGGGCACCCGCAUUGGCUUCUACUCUGCCUCUUGCCCUAGAGUCGAGUCCAUCAUUCGGUCCACCGUCCAGUCCCACUUUCGAUCCGACCCCACGAYCGCUCCUGGGCUGUUGAGAAUGCACUUCCACGACUGCUUCGUUCGAGGCUGCGAUGCUUCCGUCCUCAUUGCGGGCUCCGAUACCGAGAGAACGGCCGGGCCCAACCUUUCCCUAAAAGGGUUCGAGGUGAUCGAUGAUGCCAAGUCGCAGCUCGAAGCUGCCUGCCCCGGCGUCGUGUCUUGUGCUGACAUUCUUACACUGGCUGCCCGUGACUCUGUGGUUUUGACAAGUGGGAUAAGUUGGGGAGUGCCCACUGGACGAAGAGAUGGUACAGUUUCAGUGGCUUCAGAGGCCAAUGACCUGCCUGGAUUCACAGACUCAGUUGAUGUUCAGAAGAAGAAAUUCAGUGACAAGGGUCUCAACACCCAAGACCUUGUCACUCUUGUUGGUGGGCACACGAUCGGAACGACAGCAUGCCAGUUCUUCAGCUACAGGCUGUUCAACUUCACGACGACGGGGAACGGCGCCGACCCGACGAUAAACCCAUCGUUCCUGAGCCAACUGCAAGCGCUGUGCCCUCAAAAUGGGGACGGCUCCCGCAGAGUGGCACUGGACACGGGCAGCGCGAGCCGAUUCGACACGUCGUUCUUUUCGAACCUGAUGAACGGGCGCGGGAUCUUGGAGUCGGACCAGAUGCUGUGGACCGACGCCUCGACCCGCACCUUCGUCCAGCGCUUCCUCGGCCUCAGAGGCCUCUUGGGUCUCACCUUCAACGUCGAGUUCGGGAAAUCCAUGGUCAAGUUGGGCAACGUUGAGGUCAAGACUGGGUCUCAGGGUGAAAUUCGCAAAGUUUGCUCUGCAGUUAACUAAAAAGAUUACCACAAGAAUAUCAUCAAAAGUUGAUAGAAUUGGCCAAAAAUUGGUCUAGAUUUUAGUCAUUCAGUUUGAGUUUUGUUGUGUCUGUACUUUUCUCUUUAUUGAGAGAGAUAAAUAUUGCGAUGGAAGUGAAUGUAUACUUCUAUA
Momordica charantia (bitter melon) is the source of this 1178-nucleotide messenger RNA. RefSeq names its product peroxidase N1. Gene Ontology annotation, biological process: hydrogen peroxide catabolic process; response to oxidative stress. The record is from RefSeq and is a predicted model, not a curated record. Lineage: Eukaryota; Viridiplantae; Streptophyta; Magnoliopsida; Cucurbitales; Cucurbitaceae. Gene Ontology annotation, molecular function: peroxidase activity; heme binding.